AUGGGCUACAUGGGUUGCUGGUGUAGCUCAUUUGGGCGCAAGUACAGUGGAACUGUAUCGCCACAACGGGCGGUAAUUAGUGAGCAAGUGUCGUUCGAUAUGGUGCAUUCUUGGAGUCUAUCGUUUGACACACUGAUGAAAUACAGAACCGGACAAAAAUACUUCGCGGAUUUCUUAAAAAGUGAGUAUUCCGAUGAGAACAUUCUUUUCUGGCAAGCAUGUGAAGAGCUGAAACGAGAAAGGAAUUCGGAAAAAAUGGAAGAAAAAGCGAGGAUCAUCUACGAGGACUUCAUUUCCAUUCUCUCCCCAAAAGAGGUCUCACUGGAUUCCAAAGUUCGUGAGAUCGUCAACACCAACAUGUCUCGUCCCACUCCACAUACCUUCGAGGAGGCUCAACUUCAGAUUUAUCAACUGAUGGCCAGAGACAGUUAUCCUCGAUUCUUGACUUCUACCAUGUACAAGAACAUGCGAAACUCAUUUGGUGUCAACGAAUCAGCAACUAUCGACGACGAGCGAGAGCGAGAAGAGCGUGCCGAGCGUGCUCAACGUGCCGAGAUGGGGGAAAUGGCUCGUUUGAACGCAUUGAAUGCCAGUGCAUCGCCCAGAGAAAACGAUGAAACCGAAAUCCAUCACAACUAUCAGAAUUAA
Caenorhabditis briggsae is the source of this 648-nucleotide messenger RNA. It is a transcript of the gene Cbr-rgs-1, whose product is annotated as Protein CBR-RGS-1. The transcript has 3 exons. The record is from RefSeq and is a predicted model, not a curated record. Bases 1 to 648 code for a protein of 215 amino acids. Lineage: Eukaryota; Metazoa; Nematoda; Chromadorea; Rhabditida; Rhabditidae.